AUGUUUGGCUGGGGCCCUGGGCUGGGCCUGGCCUCUGUUAGCAAAGAACCCGAAGAAGAACGCGAAGCUCCUGCUCAACCAACCCCGCUGGACUUCCCCAUCUACCAGCUCCCCGAGGUGGUCCCCCACCCCACCGAGUCGACCCUGCAUGACCUAUCCACCCUCCUGGCCUCCAUCAAGCGGCCCCAAGAUAUCACCCUUGAACGAUUCGCCGCGCUAAAUCUCAAGGUCGAUCGCGAUGUCGACAUCCAACAAAUGUUCCCAGAGGACGUGGUACAGACCUCGCCCAUGCCCUGGGACCCAACACCGGAAGUCCCCGCCGGAGAGACUGAACCCCGUCCCUUGAUGAGCAAUGGACUGCCAUACCCGUCAAAGGACCGCUUCGAAGUACUGCAGACGGAGCUAUUGCUAGAAAAUGACGAUGUCUUCAGAGAGGUCUCCCGAUUGCCCGUCCGCGAGGGCCGCGAACGGGUCCGCGUGACACAGUCACGCAAGUUCUGGGCGGCAUUGGAGCGAAUGGCACAAUACUGGGAUACAAGUCUGGAUAACUACUUUGAACGCCCGGCAACACCGCAGCGCACCCCGCCGUCCGAGAGUGAUACCAAGGAUGAUGAGAUGCAGAUCGACAACCUGCCCGAUGUGACGGAGGGCACGAUGGACGUGGAUCAACCAGUUUUGGUCGGCAGCGCCGAUCUUGAAAAGGCUCCACAGCCUAUCGUGAAAUUGUAUACAGGUCGUCGCAGUGGUGCCGGUCAUGAAAUGCCCGAGGAUUGCCGCGAGGAGGUCGUCAGAAGCUUCAUCGAGAUGGCCGCCUGGCCGUUUGGAUGCCAGGUUACGAUUCCCACAUUGCCACCCCGGCUGACAGUGAAGAACCUACUUUUCCCAGUCCGACAGUCUUUGCAGUCGGCGCGGUCUCCGCGAGACCGCGAGACCGCGCGAAACGGUAUCCUAGAGGGGCCCGUUCUCAUCGCGCAAUGUCGUCCCGAAACUGGUUUCCGGAACGAAGGCGAUGCUCCCGGCACAGGUCUUGGAGAGAUCUGUGAUCUAUUUCGUGAAGUGGGAGGCAUGCUGUUGGCUGCGCAGGAGCGCGCCCGUGAGGGCGGAGUAGAGCUGCGACCAGGAGAGGGGAAAUGGUGGACAAUCAAACCGCGGUUUGGUGGUGCUCCCGCCGAUGGAAUUCUGGAAGGUCUCAUGAAUGGGCCUGGCAUUCACGGGAUACCUAUUCCGGACUCGCUGCUCAGUUCUGGUCAAGACAAGCCUUCAACAUCCGCCCCGGAGGCGGAAAGCGCGCGCAAGAGACAUAAGUUCGAGCAUCCUUUUGUGACUUCUUUGGCGCGCCGGCCGAGCGCCAUGCGGAAGCUUUCUAGUGGUGAGAAAUGGCAGAUCAUUCAGCCUGGUCCCAGUCUGUGGGAUAAGCGUAUGCGGUAUAUGCAGAUCGGUAAGGCUAAGGAUAGCCCAUUUGACGAUAUUUACAUGAUCUCAGCUAUUAACCACCAUAUCGCUAUCUUGCAUCUCCGAGUCCACCGCAGAUACCUCGAAAUCCUCACUAACGGCGAAAGUACUUUCCCCGAGGAAUCCCCCAUCCCAGACCAACCAUGGCACGUCCUGAAACUCCAACGUACUCGGUGGUACGACUUGCUAGAUGCAAACGACCGCAUUGAAGGAUUGAAAUGCGUUUGGAGGUUAUUCCAUUACCAGCAGAGAACUAUCUGA
Penicillium longicatenatum is the source of this 1713-nucleotide messenger RNA. RefSeq lists its product as uncharacterized. The transcript is spliced from 3 exons. The coding region runs from base 1 to 1713 and encodes 570 amino acids. Lineage: Eukaryota; Fungi; Ascomycota; Eurotiomycetes; Eurotiales; Aspergillaceae. The record is from RefSeq and is a predicted model, not a curated record.